CACGCCCCCUCGCCCGCGGCCCCCUCCCCGCCUCUCUCCGCCGCUUCUCUCGCUCCCGGGUCAGAGGGCCGGAGCGAGAAGAUGGCGAAGACGUACGAUUAUCUCUUCAAGCUGCUGCUGAUCGGCGACUCGGGGGUGGGCAAGACUUGCCUCCUGUUCCGCUUCUCCGAGGACGCCUUCAACACCACCUUCAUCUCCACCAUCGGAAUUGAUUUUAAAAUCAGAACGAUAGAACUAGAUGGAAAGAAAAUUAAGCUUCAGAUAUGGGACACAGCAGGUCAGGAAAGAUUUCGAACCAUCACAACGGCAUACUAUAGAGGAGCCAUGGGAAUUAUGCUGGUCUAUGACAUCACAAAUGAAAAAUCCUUCGACAAUAUUAAAAAUUGGAUAAGAAACAUUGAAGAGCAUGCCUCUUCAGAUGUUGAAAGAAUGAUCCUGGGUAACAAAUGUGAUAUGAAUGACAAAAGACAAGUGUCAAAAGAAAGAGGAGAGAAGUUAGCAAUUGACUAUGGGAUUAAAUUCUUGGAGACAAGUGCAAAAUCCAGUACAAACGUAGAAGAGGCAUUUUUUACACUUGCACGAGAUAUAAUGACAAAACUCAACAGAAAAAUGAAUGACAGCAAUUCAUCAGGGUCAGGGGGACCAGUGAAAAUAACAGAGAACCGAUCAAAGAAGACCAGUUUCUUCCGUUGUUCGCUACUUUGAUGAACUCUUUCUGAGAGACUGCAGCACACCUCAAGGACCCUUUCCUGCUUCUCUGAAAGCACAGGUCAGCCAGCCUCAGAAUCACACCACCCGGCUGCAGCUGAGAGCACCACUGAACCUAGACUUCUCGACACAGAAUGCCACGUGGAUUCCAGCCUUGUGGCCUAUCAAGAUAACAGGCUCCUUUUUUCAAACAUGGAAGCAAUGAAGUGGAGACAUACGGAGGACUUAACUUGUUUUUCCUUUGGUUUGUCCCAGAAGCUGCUAUCUUUUCUUUUUCACUUUGCACAUCAGUGUUAGUUAGCCUGUCCCUGCUACAGCACAGUCUCAGACUCAUAUUUGCACACUUAUGCCUCAUGAAUUCGAGACAAAUUUGUGCGCUUGGGAUGUUUGAACAAAGUAAAACAUUUAAAGCAGAGGUUAACAUACUAAAAUUAAAAGAUGUUUGGUCUGGGUCAUGUGACCAAAUGUUAUUGCAUUGAUAGAAUUUUUUUAAGGGCUCUAAUUUGUGAUUUCCUUAAAUAAGAAUCAUUAAAUUCUGAUAAAAGUCAUCUUAAACAUUCAUUUAAAAUUGUCCAUCUAUUCGUCAGAGGCCACAAUUCCUUUAUUUCUUCAGAUUGUUUAGAGUUUUGUCUCAUUCCUGACCUUUUUGCUGGAGAGUUUGGGUCGCUGAAUAAGUCACUUUUUCAAUUGAUUACCUCUCUCUGAUCAAUAGAAGCUACAUUUGGAAAUCACCUUAAUCUUGCGUUUCCUGGGGUUUGUAUUUACUAUUCUUGCCUGUGUAUGACCUGUUGUAACCAUGCUGUUAUCAAAAACAUAACAUAUUUGAACAUUGUUGUCUGUUUCUAAUUGUGAACUUCUUGAGCUGAAAUUUUACAUAGGCAGAAAGAUGUACCAUUUAGGUCUUAUUUUAGAUUCUUAUUGUGGUUCUGUCACAUCAGCAAUGUAAUAGAUGCAGUAUAUUUUUUCUUAAGUUCACUCUUUAGCUUGCUCCUUUAUUUGUAAUACCCAGUCCCUACUGUGAUCCCUGUCUGCAAGAGUCAAUAAGUAUUAGAUUUAGAUUUUUGUCUGUAGAAAGCAUACCUAUAGGGAGAGAGAUUAACUUGUUGAUAUAAAUGUAAUAGAGAUAGCUCUUGGUAAUGGUGAACAGAAUGAUUUUUUGUUCUGUUUUUAUUUGGACUUUUUUCUUUUUUUUUAAACAAAGGUAAUUAGACCUAGUGCAGCCUCUAGGUAAAGUCUUGCCUUUUCGUUAGAGAAAAUAGGAGCAAGGUUUCCAUUUUAAAACAGCUGUUGUUGAAUGCGGAGAACCCAAUUCCAUCUGUUUGGGUUUGUUGUUCUAGAACUCGGUCCAGGCAUUUGGGCCAAAGCCAACCAAAUCUUAGCUGCCUUUCUCACCAGACACUGGUACUGGUAUACCUUUUGU
Odobenus rosmarus divergens (Pacific walrus) is the source of this 2128-nucleotide messenger RNA. RefSeq names its product RAB8B, member RAS oncogene family (gene RAB8B). The record is from RefSeq and is a predicted model, not a curated record. Lineage: Eukaryota; Metazoa; Chordata; Mammalia; Carnivora; Odobenidae. Gene Ontology annotation, cellular component: endosome; plasma membrane; synaptic vesicle. The coding region runs from base 82 to 705 and encodes 207 amino acids. Gene Ontology annotation, biological process: protein localization to plasma membrane; Golgi vesicle fusion to target membrane; protein secretion. The transcript has 8 exons. Gene Ontology annotation, molecular function: GTPase activity; GTP binding.